AUGCCUAGUGUUGCUUCCUUGGAUAAUUUCUCCAGCAGAAAUUUAUUCCCUAUCCCUAGUGGUAUAUGGGGCUGGAAUGCUAGUUGCAUCGCAACUGAAAACGACCGGACCCUUUUUCUAACGUUUUCUCGUGGAAUCCCAGUAUCCGAAGCGGAAGUGAGGCUGGUAUUCACAGAAAAAUAUGGAGAAAACUGUGUUAAGGGCGUUCACAUACCUAAGUACGGUGGAAACUUACCCAAUGAGAACUUGAAUAGUAAUCAGGAUGUUCAACAACAAUCACUAUAUGCGAGGCUGGUCUUGGAUUCAGUCGUUACUGUAGAUCGUAUACUUAUGGGCGAGAGUAAACAAAAGUUUUACAUCGACGGGAAGCCUAUUUGGGCUCAGUAUGAAGCUUUAGUCUCUUAUUCUCUUGGGAUAUUCACUAUAGGAGGAUUCCCUCGUCUUGUCUCUAUCAAAAAGCUCUAA
Molecule: messenger RNA, 465 nt
Organism: Brassica rapa (field mustard)
Lineage: Eukaryota; Viridiplantae; Streptophyta; Magnoliopsida; Brassicales; Brassicaceae
Source: RefSeq, a predicted model, not a curated record